Molecule: messenger RNA, 848 nt
Organism: Cylicostephanus goldi
Lineage: Eukaryota; Metazoa; Nematoda; Chromadorea; Rhabditida; Strongylidae
Source: the annotation of a GenBank genome assembly
UUGCUUUUCUUCAGCAUAAUCUCUACAAAACUUGGUGAUGACCCUACUACCUACUAUAUUGUUGGUACUGCUCUAGUCUACAGCGACGAAACGGAAUCCAAAAGCGGCCGUUUACUAGUAUUCGAAUCUGGCAAAGGAUCAGAACGAACCCACCUUCGGUUAGUACAUGAAAAAGAAAUACGUGGCGCUCCAUUCAGUAUGGAUGUGCUCAAUGGCAAGCUCAUUGUAGCUAUAAAUAGUUCUGUUCGAUUGUUUGAGUGGACCUCAGAAAAGGAAUUGCGGUUGGAAUGUUCGCAUUUCAAUUACAUCACAGCUCUGUUCAUCAAAGUCAAGGGUGACCAAGUUUUGGUAGGCGAUCUCAUGCGUUCCAUGACAAUUUUGAAUUACAAGGCCGUUGAGAGUACAUUCGAGGAAGUCGCUAAGGAUUUUCGCGGGAUGUGGAUGUCUGCAGUUGAGUUUAUCGAUGCAGAGACGGCUCUUGGAGCUGAAGCUGCGCACAAUCUCUUCACGUGUGAAAUUGAUAGGGGAGCAGACAAUGCGGAUGAAAAACGGAGAUUAGCUGAAGCUGGGAUGUUCUAUUUGGGUGAGAUGGUAAACGUUUUUCGAAGAGGAUCGCUUGUCUCCAGCCAUGUGGACAACCCUCUGCCGAUCACAAAGCCCAUACUUUUUGGUACCAUUGAUGGUACGAUUGGCCUAAUUGUACAGCUACCGGAGAAAUACUUCAAAUUCUUCUCGGAGGUAGAAAAAGGCGUGGCUAGAGAGACUGAUAACUGUAUGAGGAUUGAUCAUGCUGUUUACCGACAGUUUACGAGCGAAAAAAUCGUUGAUAAGGUGAUCGUGGUUUGAUG